AUGGGGUCGUAUCCAUGGGGUCGGACUGCAUACGAAGUUCUCAUUGACUAUAUUAAAACGUUGGCUCCAGAAGGAGGGUCAUACACAAUAAGCGGCAUGACCGUCGCGUUAUUGAUUUGGGCAUAUGAAUCCGUCGCCUGCUUUGGUGAGAGUUUUGGGAGGGUGGUGAAUAAUGAAGACGUUCCGCUUUUGCGAUGGGGUGGAAAGCGUACACGUGCAAGUUUUGAUAACUUGUUGGCUGCCGAAAUCAAAGAGCAUGGCGAGGUGCGGGGGAAGAGGAAUGAGAAGAAGAAGAAAAUGAAGGGUGGAGUUUCGUCAGAAGCUGAGCCACCCACUAGGAAUCAGAAGAAAGUUAAGACACAGAAUGAGUCUGAAGCUGCUGCUGCGGGAAAUGGCUCUAGCGAGAAGGAAGGUAGCAAAGAUUUGGAGUUGGAGAACAAAGCGACUCUGACGACCAUUGUGAAUACUCUGGAUAAUAUUUCCAAGAAAUUUGAAAAGUUUGACUCACGGUUGGAAGCUUACGAGUUAGACCAGAACAGACCAUUGAUGGACCAAAAGACCAUUGAUGACAGGGUGAAAGCUUUACUGGAGGAGCGUCUGAAAGUUCUGGGAGUUGGAAAAAUUCCCGAAAACAAUGAUAACCCCUCUCCACCAUCAGCAGAUAAAUCUUUAUCGUUGGCAUCACCGGUGGUUCAAACGCAGCAGAAGUCUGUCAAUAGUCCAGCGUUAGCUGCGACUCCUGGUAAGGUUUUUGGACCCAAGAAGAAUUUGGCCAAGGAGCUUGAUAAGGAAUCAGGGGUGAAAAGGACUUUGGAUGAGGAGUUUGGUAGUGUCGCUAAAGCUACUGAUCUUGAGAGUCAACCUCUUGAUUUCGUAUUAAUUUCUCCUGCAAAGGCUACUAAGGAUGAUAAGGAUGCUAGGGUUCCAGCCUAUGGACGCGGCUGCAGGGGCAUGCGUAUUGUUAAGGGUGAGGAAGCCGAUGAGAAGAAAAAAGCAGCGCAUGCAGAUGCUGCGUUUAAGAGGAAGGAGAAGGCUGAGGCUAAGAAAAAAGUGGCUGAGGCUAAGAAAAAAGUGGCUGAGUUAAUGAAGAAACAAGAGGCUGAGGGUAAGAAAAAAGAGGUUGAGUUAAAGAAGAAACAUGAGGCUGAGCUAAAGAAGCGAAAACAGGCUGAGUCAAAGAACAAAGAGGUGACUCCAUCUGGAGAGGACAGUGUAUUUGCUGAUGUGACUGACGAAGUUGUUGGGGGAGAGAACGAAUUUGCGCUGGAGUCUGAUGUCGAGGAUCAGGAAGUGAUUAGAUCUGCCGUAGUAAGGGAAUAUCGGGAGAAACGUGUUCAAUUAUCUCCAAAAGGGUUUGCAUUGACGGCAGUUUCUUCACCACUAGUUUUUCCGUACGUUGGAGACGAUGGAACAACGUGCAUGAGGAAGAAUGUUACUCCUUCAUCAGUAAUAUAUGACCCUCUAGCACCUGUUGAUCCGGUGCUAUUGGAAAAACUGAUGCAACACAUUAAGAGAAUUCCACCCAAACCACCAGCACCAGCAGAUAAACCAGAAGUCCUCUCAGCUGAUCAUGAGAGUGACUUCUACAACAUACUCAUCCAUGAAAGACCGUGGCCGGAAAAGAAAUAUGGAUGGGUGUUUGAUAAUCAUGUCGCUGCGUAUAUGAUCGUCCUCAUUAAAAGGUCUAUGCGAAAUCCAACCCCAUUCUGGUCCAAGCGGAUCGCCUUCAUUGACGUUUGGUGGCAAAGUUUUUUGAUUCACGAUUUCACUCAGUUCAAGAUAAAACCUAGUAUGGUCAUGUUCAAAGGCAAUGGUUAUGAAGAUAUGUUAAAGGGUAAACUUCUCGAACACUUUCCAACAAACUUGAAGUGGUAUGAAAAUGUGGAUCACUUGUACGGAUGUCUUCAAACCGGCAGAAAUCACUGGGUUGCGUAUCAUGUGGAUCUGAAGAAGGAGAAGAUUGAUUGCUACGAUCCAAUCUUUGGAGAGGCAACACCCGAAAGUGAGCAGAGAAUUCUAAAUUCAUUUAAACCGCUGACGCACAUGAUUCUGUAUAUGUUGAAUGAUCAUAUUCCCGCCAAUGUCAGAAGAAGUUCUCAUUCAGUAGGAGGAGCAAAAGAUACACUCCACAAAACACCCAAAUUGGCGAUUGUGGGGUGUCUAGCGCUUGGCGUAACAUUUGAUGGGAUAAACGAUAACAAUAUUCAAGGUUUACGGAUGAAGAUGGCAGCAGAGAUCCUCGAUGAAGGAGGAAAUACUGUGAUGAGCAAUUUGCUGGCUAAUUGA
Messenger RNA from Brassica napus (rape), 2286 nucleotides. RefSeq lists its product as uncharacterized. The coding region runs from base 1 to 2286 and encodes 761 amino acids. The transcript has 4 exons. NCBI's taxonomy places the organism in Eukaryota, Viridiplantae, Streptophyta, Magnoliopsida, Brassicales, Brassicaceae. Gene Ontology annotation, molecular function: cysteine-type peptidase activity. The record is from RefSeq and is a predicted model, not a curated record. Gene Ontology annotation, biological process: proteolysis.